AUGUCUAACUUCGUACCUUUUCAACUUUCAACUUCAUUGGAAGGCCAUGAUUUAGAUGUUAAAGCAGUUUCUAGCCCUAAUGAUAAUAUAAUCAUUUCAGCUUCUCGUGAUCAAAGUGCUCGCUUAUGGUCUAGAAUUUCGGCAAAUGCAUUUGAAGAAUCCAAAAUUUAUUUGGGACAUUCAAAUUUCGUUAAUUCAAUUACAUAUGUUAAACCUUCUGAAAAAUAUCCUCAAGGACUUAUUGUGAGCGGCAGCAGCGACAAGACAAUUAAUGUAUUUGAUGCAGAAAAUGCUGGUGAACCGAUUUAUUCUUUAAUUGGGCAUUCAGGAAAUAUAUGCACACUAGAGGUUACACCAUCAAAUCAUAUAAUUUCAGGCUCUUGGGAUAAAACAGCAAAAAUAUGGAUAAAUUGGCAAGAUUCAUGUACAUUGAAGGGACAUUCACAGGCUGUAUGGGCUGUAUUAGCAUGGAGCGAUGAGUUAAUAUUGACUGGAUCUGCUGAUAAAUCUAUUAUAAAAUGGCAAAAUGGAAAACGUAUUCAUACAUACAAAGGUCAUACUGAUUGUGUUAGGGGUUUAGCUUUAUUACAAAAUAUUGGAUUUGUAUCUUGUGCUAAUGAUAGUACACUUCGGAUUUGGACUCUAGAUGGUCAAUGUAUUCAAGAAUUAAGUGGGCACGUGUCAUUUGUUUAUUCUAUUGAUGUUUUGCCUAGUGGUGAAAUUAUAUCAGGUGGAGAGGAUAGAUCAAUCAAAGUCUGGAAAGACAACACAUGUAUUCAAACUAUAUUGUUCCCUGCGACAUCUGUAUGGUGCGUUACUUCAAUGCCCAAUGGUGAUAUUGUCAGUGGUUCAAGUGAUGGAAUAAUUCGUGUUUUUACUAGAGUACCAGAGCUUGGGGAUUUGAAUAAAGAAACACUUCCCGGAUCUGAGGCAUUACUUCGACCAGGAGAAACGGACGGUCAAGUAUUGAUGGUUCGUAAUGGUGAUUUAGUUGAAGCUCAUCAGUGGAGUGAAGCCAGUAAAUCAUGGAAAAAGGUUGGAGAGGUUGUUGACGCGGUCGGUCAAAAUCGCAAACAAUUAUAUAAUGGAAUAGAAUAUGAUUAUGUAUUUGACGUUGAUGUUGGAGAAGGGAUGCCACCAUUAAAACUUCCAUAUAAUGCCACAGCAGCACAACAAUUUAUUUGGGCCAAUGAACUUCCACAAAGUUAUUUGGAUCAGGUAGCAGAUUUUAUAACAACAAAUGCACAAGGAGUGUCAAUAGGCACAGCCAAUCAAUACUCCGAUCCAUUUACAGGCGGCUCUAGAUAUACACCCGGAACUUCAAGUUCAUCAAUACCAUCUAACACUAGGCCAAAUUACCUUGAUCCUUGGACUAGUUCAGGAGCCUCUAGCAGUGGUACUUCUGAAACUAAGAAAAUAAUUCCACAAAAAACAUAUUUAACGUUUCGUCAGGCCAAUCUUCAAGCUAUAUUAAAAAAAAUUAAUCAAUUUAAUAAUGAGUUAAAAGAUGUUUCAUUGAGUUCUGAAGAAUUUGCUAUUUUGGAAAAUUUGACAAAAUUUUUACAGAAUCCAGAUCCCAAGCUUGCCUCAUCACCUGAAAGAGAGAAAGAAUUUCUUAUCAUUAAGAAAGCCCUUACUCUUUGGCCAUCGCAUUAUCUUUUCCCGGGAAUUGAUUUAUUACGUCUCCUCAGCCUUUACACAUCUAUUCCCGCACAAUACUCGGAUGAAAAAGGAAGUAUCGUUAAGUUUAUAGAGUCUGUAAUUGGAAUAAGUUCAUGGGUUGGUGAUGAACAAUUGUCAAAAGAAAAGGAGACCAAUUUAAUGUUAUAUUUUAAAGUUCUUGCCAAUCUUUUUGAUUCUAAGGAAGGAAGAGAUGUUAUAAGGAAAGAAUCUGUUGCUAGCACAAAUACAAAUUUACAAAUUGCUUUUAUCACAAUAUAUUUGAAUCCAGAUGAGAAUCUAAUUAUUCAGAUGAUUGCUACGAUUGUAGAGCUUUUAGAAUCUGAGAGAGAUUCAGAAGUGGUAUAUAGAGCUUUAGUGACUUUGGGAACAUUGAUAUUUUGUCAUGCUUCUGCAAAAGAUGCUGCAAAAGUUUUUGAUGUAAAGAUUAUUUUAAAAAAUGUAUCUGGGAAAGAGCCAAGAAUUACUUCUGUAUAUGAUGAAAUUUUAAAAUUGAUCUAA
Entrophospora sp. SA101 is the source of this 2181-nucleotide messenger RNA. The record is from the annotation of a GenBank genome assembly. NCBI's taxonomy places the organism in Eukaryota, Fungi, Glomeromycota, Glomeromycetes, Entrophosporales, Entrophosporaceae.